AUGAGCGCGUGAAGUUGGUGUGUAAGAGGAAAUACUGUGUAAACACUGCAGAUUAUGAUGCAUGCACACACUCGCUCAGUUUGCAGCUCUGAAUCGUGCAGCUCGGUGUGAGGGGUUAAAUGAGAUGAUGGCUCACGCUGACAGGGAGAGAGUUACCGAGAAAGCGCGAGACACAGAACACCAGCUGCGCGCGCUCUCGCUGUUAACCGUGUAGCAGAUGUAAACAGCACAGAAAGGCUGGAGCAACUACUCGGUUUUAGUUCAGGGCAUUUUUUGAACGGGGGAACGGGAGCUGCAGGAGGGAAAGGCGUGUUUUUUUGGUCGUAAAUGAAUUUUGUUUUGUUGUGUGGAAGUAAAAGUUGCGAAGGCGGACGGUGUGUUUACCGCGAGCUCUGCCGGUGUCGCGUGAACAUCAGGUGUCGCGUGAACAUCAGGUGUUCUCUCAGGUUUCAUGUCAGGAUUUCUCUCAGCUGCCUCUGCCUCAGCUUCAAGUCUGACUCAACACACCUUUCUUGUCAGGAAAUGACUUGUUUCAUGGACUUAACUGAUAAGCUGAACUGAAUAACGUUUGGACUCAUCGUUCAUGUCCACGUCCAUCAGGUUUGUGCUGCUGUAUUCUUUCCUGUGAAGGGUUUGGCUCUUAAACAACACUCAUCACUGUGAAACCUUCCAACAUGGACACGUUCAUCCUGGAAUUGUCAUUUUCUGGAGUCUUUUUUUUUUUUUUUACGUUAGAAAGUAAAGCAAUACUCCUCUAAUACACCUGUACAUCCUGUGCUCAAUGAACCACCACCCUUCAACAAAUCAGAAGAGAAUCGGUUCAUUAUUAAAGCGAGUAGAGCGAAUCGAUUCUUUUUUUUUAACUGCUCUUUUAAGUGAGUAGAGCAAAUCGAUUCUUUUUAAACGACUCUUUUUAAGUGAGUACACCGACUGGACUCUUUUGAAACUACCCAUUUUAUUUAAGCAGAGUGAAUCGAUUCUUUUUAAACUACUCUUUUCAAGUGAGUACAGCGAUUCGGCUCUUUUGAAACGACUUUUUUAAGUGAGAACAGCGAAUCGAUUCUUUUUAAACCUACCCAUUUUAAUAGAGUAGAGCGAAUCGUUUUUUUAACUACUCUUUUAAGUGAGCAGAGCGAAUCGAUUCUUUUGAAAGGACUCUUUUAAAGUCAAUAAAGCGAAUCGGUUCUUUUUUUAAACGACUCCUUUAAGUUAGUCGAGUGAAUUGAUUGUUUUUAAACUACUCUUUUUAAGUGAGUAAAGCUAUUCGACUCUUUUGAAGUGACUCUUUUAAGUUAGUUGAGUGAAUCGAUUCUUUUUAUACGACUCUUAAGCGAGUAGAGCUAAUCGAUUUGCAAGAACUAGUCAAAACAUUGUGUUGUUUACACUGUUAGCAUAUUUUAAUGUAUAUUAUUUACUUCAUGUUGAAUUGUAAAUGCGUUUUCAGCUAGUUUACUUUUAUCACUUAAAUGGAAGUAAUUUUUGGCUUAACAAGAUACUCUCAGAUAUGAAUAGGCCUAUUUCUAGAUGGCCCCUCAAAGCAAUUCAUUCAGCACAAAUCAGUCAGAACUAAUUCGUAUUAACAACAGUUUACAUUAAUGGUGAGAAAGAACCAAAUCAGCAAAAGGAGUCGUGAUGCGUAUAGCUACACCUGAGAAUCCAGCACUGCAGGAUGGGGGCUAGGCAGUCCAAAGGCCCCGAGGCUGGCUCCGGACCGCUGCAGGGGGUUUGGAGACGAGCUCAGGGCUCUGUCCUGCUCCGCUCAUCCUCCAGCGAGCGGCCAGAGAAUCCAGGGGUACCUGCACCAUACCGCCGUCGUGUUGGCAUGAUUCAGGACGUGCUGCUGAAGGCGAAGGAGGGGAGACAGGAGGAGGCCAGCGAGCUGCUGAAAAGUCUGAGACAGGAUUUAGGUAUGGAGUCGACGUCUCUGGAUGAUGUGUUGUACCGGUAUGCGAGCUUCCGCAAUAUGGUGGACCCCAUCACCCAUGACCUUAUCAUCAGCCUCGCUCGCUAUGUGCACUGUCCAAAAACGGAGGGUGAGUCUCUGAGUGCCAUGGAGAAGGUGUGUCGCCAGCUGACGUACCACCUGAGUCCUCAUCCGCGUUGGAAGCGGCAGGGCCUUCUGAAGGGAAAACCCCAGGCCAGUCUGAAGGCAGUUCUGUCUGUGUCGCCGGACGGCACUGUGGAUUUAUCUGGGCUCCCUCUUUCACGUCGUGACGCAGAACGCCUGGUGCUGCACCUUCAGCGAAACUCUGCCCGUGUUCGUAGCGUUGAGCUGGGUUUCACUGAGCUCACAGACGAUACGCUGCUGACACUGCUGCCCACAUUAUCUGCUCUGCCUGCUCUCGAGAGCCUGGCGCUCAACGGCAACCGGCUGACCCGAGGCAUCCUGCGUCACCUCACCGACGCCCUCAAGGAGCCGCGAAGCUUCCCUGCUCUGGCAUGGGUCGACCUCGGGAACAACGUGGACAUCUUCUCUUUGCCUCAGGCCUUUCUACUCAGCCUGCGCAAGCGCUGUCCAAAGCAGGGUAACUUACCCACCAUACAGGAGCAGCCAGAACAGGGGGGUGGGGCAGGGGACGGGGCAUGUGGAACUGCAGGAUUGGAGGAGGUUGGGGAAGAUCCAGACUGAUUUCUAGGUUAGGGGAUGACAGUGGUGGGUGGGAACUGAUGAAUCACAGAGUUAUGGGGAUGAGGAUGGGAUUACAAUGUUUCAUCCCACCAAAUGUGUUUGUGGGCGGAGUCAUAAUAUAAAUGGACUUCAUGUCAGAAGGAUAUGUGUUCUCAGUUGGGCACAGAUGUAAUUUACACAUGACUUGUGUCCUUAUUUGUAGCCUUCAUCAAAUAUUUCCAAUGUCAUUGGACUCCCUGGGCUCACUCUAGACUGCCUUCCUGUUUGUCCUCCAGUGACCAUGGGGCUGGUCUGGGACUGAGUAAAUGAUUUUUGUAAGAUAUGUAUUGAACUCAACAGGUUUGGAUGAAACAAAUAUGCCUGUAUGAUGUGUGUAAGAACUAGAUGGAGAAAUGAUGUGCCUGUUGACUGAAGACUGUCCUGAAUCGCCCAUAAUUCCAGGCAUGCACUGUGCAAAUCGAGGCUGUUUUUCAUAAUCUGAUUUGGCAUUCUUCUGAAUCGGGCCAGAUUUCAGCAGCAUUGGACAUGCAGUGUACUUGGGGUAGAAAUUAGGAAUGGGAAAAAUAAUAAUUGCUUAGAUGCUUCAUGAUCCUCUUCUGAGUGAUUCUGCGAUAAUGCACAUACUUUCAUCAUAAAGUCUGAAGUUUCCGACUUUUUCUGAACGUUUUCCUGGUUAGCUUAAUUUUACACUUCUUAGGCAUAAAAAUCUGCCAUCUUGUAUUCAUCUUCACACAGGAUUUAUUCACAGUUAUACCAAAUCCUAAAUGGCUUCUUAUACACUCACCAGCCAGUUUAAAGGGAAAACCUGUACACCUGUACAGACAAUCAUGUGACAGCAGCGCAAUGCGUAAAAUCAUGCAGAUUUAGGUCAAGAGCCUCAGUUAAUGUUCACAUUAAACAUCAGGAUGGGGAAAAAUAUGAUGUCAGUGACUUGGCAUGGUUAUUGUUGCCAGACGAGCUGGUUUGAGUUUCUCAGAAACUGCUGAUCUCCUGGGAUUUUGACACACAGAGGAGAAUGGCCAGACUGGUUCAAGCUGACAAAAAGGCUAUGGGAAAUUACAUAACCAAUCUUAACAACCGUGGUGAGCAGGAUCUCAGAAUGCACAAUUUUGGGGCAGAUGGGCCACAAAAGCAAAAGAGCACAUGAGGUUCCACUCCUGUCAGACAGGAACAGGGAUCCGAGGCUACAGUGGGCACAAGCUCACCGAAACUCAACAGUUGAAGAUUGGAAAAAUGUCGCCUUGUCUUGUGAAGUUUCAGUGAGCCUGUAGCUUCAGAUUCCUGUUCGUGGCUUGUAGCACCUAGAUAGUGAACUAUAUACCCAAUAGAACAUUUGAAAUUCAGCUGUAGGAAAAAAGUAAAAACAAUAAGUUGGAAAUUGUUAACACCUUAUUCUCUGUAUAUUUCUUUUAUAUUUAAAGCUAAGAGACGUACGAUUUUGGAAUUUCAUGCCCUCUGUUAGUAAAAUGCUAUUGCAAGCUACUUGAGGAAGAAGGUUUCAUAACCUGGGUUGUGCUGUGUGUUGUGCUGUGUUCUUCACUGCCUGGAUUAAUCUCAUGACAAUGAGUGCCAAGUCAAUACACAUCACAGACAAUUUAAUGCUGUAUUCCAAACCGCAUAAUGUGCAGUCAGUGGUCUCCUGUAGCUAAACAACUUCACAACUGGGUAAUGAUACAAAUUCCCAGUGAGGAGAAAUUUGCUGCCUGUCAUUCACUAGGCAACCAAAUGUUCAGCAAGAAAAAAGAUAAAACUCGUUCAGACCUGAAUCCAUUUUCCUCUUAUAGUAUUAUAUUCACGCACUUUGACUUCUGUUUGGUUUGUUUACUUACUCUCUCUCUCUCUCUCUCUCUCUCUCUCUCCCCCGAUUAGCCGGCUUUCAUCGUCAUUACGCCUCAUAUUGGGGUGUGAUGAUGUUUAUCGUAUCUGAGCUGGCGUAUGACAUAUGAGUACAAAUAUUUCACCAAUUCCACUCCGACACUCUUGACCCAGCACUGACUGUGAAUUACUAGUGCAGGACUGUCAAGGUGACUCACAGCAGCUCAGGAGCAUCAUAUUAUACAGUAGCUUCUGUCCCCUGAUAAAUAUGUAAUAAUAAAGUAAGCCAUGAAUGACAUGCAUUUUUUUCAGAUCCCUUUUCCUACAUAAAGAGACAGAAGUGCUAAAGAUGUUUAAGAAAUAUGUUUCGAUAGACUCACGUUUAGACUACUGUUUACUAAAAAAAAAAUAAUGGGAACAUUUGUAAGUGGGUGUUUUGUCUACUAAUAUGCAAAUAUUAUGAAAAUAGUAUUUAAUAGUAUUCAAAACAGUACGCUUUGGUUAUACAUGAUUGUGCAAUGUAGAGAUACAUUAUUUGAAAUCAACUCAUAAUAUUUCCGUACAAAUACAAAUACUAUGGAAACUCAUUUCAGCCACGGAAGAUAAAAAAUUGUGCAGAUUUAUCUCACAACUGUGAAUUAAUAUCAGUCGAUUGGGACUUUUUUAACCCUUUAUUUGCAAGUUAUUUUCACACAACUGUGAAUAUCUCGCAAUGGUGAGUUAAUAUCACACAAUGGCACCUUAGUGCUUCCGUUUCUAAUAAUCAAACCACAACAAAACCUAGCAUAUGCAGCAGUGCGUAAACAAGGAAAAUAACAUACCCCAAGUAUUCUUUUCAGCAGAGCUGGCCUCCUUGGCCUCCUAUUUUAGGUUGAACAGGAUAGCAUGCCUGCGGUGUUGGUGUGGCUUGGUUUGGGGUAGGAGAUAGUUUAAUAAACGGAAGCAUGAAGUCACACUAACUCUUAAUUGCAAGACUUGGCAACUGUGAGAUAUUAACUAACAGUUGCAGGAUUGAAAAAACCCAAUUGCAUGACAUAAACUUGCAGUUGCAAGAUAAAAAGUCACAAUUGCAUGAUAAAUCUAUGUAAUAUUUUCCAUAUGUGACAGAAAGAAAAAUAGGAGGUGCACUAUAUGUUUUUUUUGUUAAGAAACCUUGUCAGAAAUGUUUACAGUGCAUCUGGUUGAGACCAGGAUCAAAAAAUGUGAGUGGGAGGUUUUUAACUUUCCCACGGGCACAAGCAAGCGAUCAGAUAUGAAGCUCGCAGGACAAACAAAGCCCAUGUUUAUUAACAUGAACAUGCAGUGCUGCACUUUUCAUUUCAGCAUCCUUAGUAACUGCCUGUUCAGGGUUGCUGUUUUAAUUCCAGCUACUAGGUUGUUUAUAGUUUCAGAAAUACAACAAAACAGUUUUGUGCACAUCUCUAGUUUAAACCAAUUAUGGACUGGAGUGAUGUAACUGAGGUUGAGGAACUUUCAGAGCCAGAACUUACACACCAUGCUGACAGUGCUGACAUUUCUACCUCUGGGAUUUUUUUGCAGUGUUCUCCAGUGUUUACGAUACAGAUAGUGAUAGUGGGAUUGCAUUCCUCCCCUAGUGCAUUGUAAGUCACCAAAGAGUAAGAUUUCUGAUACUGUACAGUGUAUGCCUGGAUUAAGAUAGCACUUAUUAUAGGAGCCUGAAUAUUUCUGAUUUCAUUUCUUUUAAAUCUUCAGCUACCACGAAGGCUCCCAGUUUGUAAUCCUGUUUAAAACAUUAUUUAGAAAAGGCUGUAACACUGUCAUGCUUGCUUAAUGGUUCUAUAGCUCAGACCUGACCAGCAGACACAAGUCAAGUCAAGUCAAGUGGAGUUUAUAGUCAUUUCAACCAUAUACAGCCAGUUAGUACAUAGUGAAACGAAACAACGUUUCAAACGAAACACACACACACACACACACACACACACACACACAUUACUCAGCUUUAUUGAGCAUUGGCUUCUACUCCUACAUUAUUGUUCCGAAGACCUCGACCGCGGGCCUGAAGUAAUCUCAUGAGAGAUACCACCAUUGUAUAAGGCACAAAGCAAUCAUAAAUGAUGUCAUCAAUUAUUCAUUCAUUUAUGCAGCAGCUGCUGAUUGGGUUGUUAGUUCUAGCAGAGUGCACGUAGAACGAAGACUUGUUUUCUGACUCUGAUACGUAAAAGAAAUAGCACUGUGUAUGCAAGCGGACGGAUUUUAAUAUCAUCUAUGAGAAUGAUGUACGUUAGUCUGGAACAGCAGCACUUACUUAAUACCAAGAGUUGACAGGAGGAGAGGAGUUCGGUUCCAUCCAUCUAAUCAAGUAUUCAGGAUUGAUUCUUCUUUGUUAAUUGUUAUUUGUAUUUGUUCGAUUCAGAGUGAAAAGAGAGAUUUAAAAAAAAAAAAGAUCAAGUAAUUGUAUUCUUUAAAGUUUUCUGUUGAAGAUCUUAAGCUGCAACACAAGUCUGUUGAAUGUUUGUAAUGUUUUUGAUUAAAGACUCUAUUAUUUAUAAUAUACAUGGAUAGAGAACAAAUUAUUUGGUAUUAAGAAAAAAUCCCUCUCUUCUCUUUUUCCCUCUCUCUCUACCUUUCUCCACAUUUCUCGCUUUCUCUGUCUCCCUCAUCUCCCUCUCUCUCUCCUCCCUCUAUUGCUUUUUUCUCUCUCUCCCUCUCUCUCCUCCCUCUCUCCACCUUUCGCUCCCUCUUUCAUCUCUCUCUUCUCUCUCCCUUCCUCAUCUCUCUCUUUCUAUCUUUCUUUCCCCCUUCUCUCUCC
Molecule: messenger RNA, 7214 nt
Organism: Pangasianodon hypophthalmus (striped catfish)
Lineage: Eukaryota; Metazoa; Chordata; Actinopteri; Siluriformes; Pangasiidae
Product: leucine-rich repeat-containing protein 75A
Exons: 4
Coding region: 1670-2629 (319 amino acids)
Source: RefSeq, a predicted model, not a curated record